Messenger RNA from Verticillium alfalfae VaMs.102, 453 nucleotides. Its product is annotated as glycosylphosphatidylinositol anchor biosynthesis protein. The record is from RefSeq and is a predicted model, not a curated record. NCBI's taxonomy places the organism in Eukaryota, Fungi, Ascomycota, Sordariomycetes, Glomerellales, Plectosphaerellaceae. The transcript has 2 exons. Gene Ontology annotation, cellular component: endoplasmic reticulum membrane. Gene Ontology annotation, biological process: GPI anchor biosynthetic process. The coding region runs from base 1 to 453 and encodes 150 amino acids.
AUGCCAUUGGUAGACCCCGUGACCAUGGCCUCCGCGCCGACCAAGCCCACGACGGCGACCGCCGCCGCCACCGCCCUGCAGCCCGUUCUGAUCCAGCAGACGCCGGCUGGCCAGGCCGGCCGCUACGUCCACCCCGUCGUCCUCCUGGCGCUCUUCGGGAGCCAAUUCAACGCCCUCGUCAACGAUCCCGUCCGCGCCAGCGCCUGGCUCGCCAUCGGCUCGGCCAUGGCCCCUUGGGACGAGACCUUGGGCGGCCUCGCCGGCGCGCUCUUCGGCGCCUGGCUCGGUGCCGUCCCCAUCCCUCUCGACUGGGACCGCGAGUGGCAGAAGUGGCCCGUCACCAUUCUUUACGGCCUGUACGCGGGCUACGUGGCCGGCAAGGUCACGGGUGGGUUCCUGCUGUUUGGCAAGAGAAUGUUCAGCCGCGUGGAGCGGGCCGACAAGGAAGAGUAG